Sorex araneus (European shrew) is the source of this 795-nucleotide messenger RNA. RefSeq names its product immunoglobulin lambda-1 light chain-like. Bases 1 to 795 code for a protein of 264 amino acids. NCBI's taxonomy places the organism in Eukaryota, Metazoa, Chordata, Mammalia, Eulipotyphla, Soricidae. The transcript is spliced from 4 exons. The record is from RefSeq and is a predicted model, not a curated record. Gene Ontology annotation, biological process: immune response; immunoglobulin production.
AUGUUCUUUGAGCCUUCCAGGGUGACUUCCAAGCACAAAGCUGUUGUUGCCCACAAAUCCAAACAGAAAUAUAGAUCCAAUUCUCAGGCUGUGGUGAAUCAGCCUUCACUGACCAUGAAUCCAGAAGAGACAGUCAUUCUCACAUGUGGUCUCAGCAUUGAAGCAGUCACUGAUGGGGUCACUUCUCAGAAUGUGGUGAUUCAAGAAUCCUCACUAGCCACAACUCCUGGAGGCACAGUUACACUCACCUGUGGCUCCAGUACUGGGGCUGUCACCACCAAUCACGUUGCCAGCUGGGUUCAACAGAAGCCCUACCAGAAACCCUGGGGUCUAAUGGGUGGAACCAGUAAUAGAUAUCCUGAUGUUCCUGCCCGAUUCUCUGGCUCCCUGCUUGGAAACAAGGCAGUCCUCACCAUCACUGGAGCCAAGGAAGAGGACGAGGCUGAGUAUUUCUGUGCUCUGUGGUUCAGGUCCAGUUCUCAGGCUGUGGUGACUCAGGAUCCUUCACUGACCGUGAGCCCGGGAGGGACAGUCAUUCUCACAUGUGCUUCCAGCACUGGAGCCGUCACUGAUGGUCAGUAUCCAUACUGGUUCCAGCAGAAGUCUGGUCAAGCUCCCAGAACUAUGAUUUACAACACAAACAAAAAACUCUCCUGGACUCCGGCCCGGUUCUCAGGUUCCAUCCGUGGGGACAAAGCUGCCCUCACAAUCUCGGGGGCCCAAUCAGAGGAUGAGGCUGAAUACUACUGUUUGCUGGUAUACAGUGGUGCUCAACACAGUGAUACAUUUAGAUGA